This is a messenger RNA of Hyla sarda, 5525 nucleotides long. RefSeq lists its product as uncharacterized. The record is from RefSeq and is a predicted model, not a curated record. Lineage: Eukaryota; Metazoa; Chordata; Amphibia; Anura; Hylidae. The coding region runs from base 2657 to 4696 and encodes 679 amino acids. The transcript has 3 exons.
UACACUGCCACUUGGUGAUGUCUCAGGCCGGUGACAGUGUCUAUUAUGACAUCACCGAGUUUCAUACAAGGAAUCAUUGGUCAGGAGCUGUAGAUCUCUUUGAGAGAGAAGUGAUAGGAGAGAGAGCAUUGCUCAAUACUUUUUCGUGUGUUUUGUGCAUUUUGAAAAUGAUUUUCCAAUUAUUUUUCAUUGUGUGUUGGAUGUGUGCUGUUAGUAGCCGUCCUCUGCCUCCAGUUGAGGAAAAUACCAUCAUCCCUCAUUCUGGACUUGAUGUGCCCACAGACAGUGCCAAGGACCAGGGACUUGUGAGAAUCCGGAGAUCAAUAUCUUCGCAAAUUCAAGACCUAAGCGAUCGCUUCCAGUAUAUCCCACGAAGCGUUAUUAUCGGCACUCCGUUCUUGAUGCUGUUCCUGGCCCUGCUUUGCUGCUAUAGCAUCUGCCUGGAUCCACCAGAGACCUGAGGAACAUCCACCUCCUGAAUGAUCCCCCGGACAUGACCUCGGCUGAGUUUUAUUGACUAUGAUUCCCACCCGACCAUGAUGUGGCUUCAUUCUGACUGAUCUCCCGGUGACGACCCCUGGCUACGAUGCUGAAUUCUUUUAAUAAAGAAUUUUUUAGACCAAUCAAAUGGUUGUAUUGAUGUUUCUGCCUAUUAUGGCCUUCCUCAAAAAGUUCUAUAACAUAUGUAGUAAAAAUAAUGAAUGCACCUCUUCCAUCCACACUGAAUAAUGUCAUACACAGAUUUGCGUAUGGUCUCAACCUAUUAGGCCUCUCCCUAUGAGCCAGAAAGUCCUUCACAAAGUCCUUAUUCUGGUAGACUCAGGCUAUCCACGUGUUUACGCGAUAACUGCGCGAGCUGGUUAUCAGUUCGCGCUCUCAGCUGAUCCCGCCCGCCGUUUGUAAAGUCAGUCAGCAGUCACUCCGCACCUCAGUCGGCAGAUAAUUGAUAGUUUGUUUCAAUUCGGUCAUUUUGACAUUUUUCCUCAGCCUCAGGCAUUAUUAGUAACACAGCACCAUCUACUGGUGUUUUUCCUGUACUGUCCUAUCUCCAUUGCCCCUAUUGUAUAUAGAUAUAACAGGUUAGAUUUUAGAGUUAUAUUUUCCUCAGGUAUUAUAUAUUUCUAUCUAUAUAAUUUGCCUAAUUUUGUAGUAUUAUGGCAAAUGAGGAUACCUCUAAGGUUUCUGAGACCACUAAUUUUAACAUGCCUGAGAGUAAUGCCAUUCAGUCCAUGGUGGACUUAUCCGUCCGUAAAGCCAUGGCCUAUAUUCCAGAUAUUGUGGCUCAGUCUAUGGCCCUAGUCAUGUCUCAUCAAAGACCUCAUAAGUCUCCCAAAGCGGGACCCUCUACCCCGUCGGAUCAAUUUUGGUCUGCGGAGGACUCUACUUCUCAGCUAGCAAAAGGCUGGAGAAAAUCUGGGAAGGCCUCCCAUGAACGGCCUAAAUUACCUACCGGUCCUCAGAAAACAUAAGAAGCCUAAGAUGGCCAUGGACCAGGUCUCUCAUACGGCUUUUACAAAAAGCAAGCAUACUGAUGCCAAAAAGGUGCAUCCCAUACCCUCUACCCGAGAGGAGAUAGAUAAUAUUCGGGCUCACAGAGUCUCCCACAGGAACAAACCUGACUCAUAUAAUACUUCUCCUGACCAAUCCUCAUCUGAGGAGGGGGAGAUUACGGAGGCUGAGUCAGACUCUGACUAUGAGGACGUUUCUGAUAAUGAGGACACUGCAUUAACCUCUGGAGGAACCUAAAACGGUCAUUACUGACAGCUCGGGCAUACCUUAUUUUGACCCGAGUCUUCUCAAACACCCACGUUCUGGGGAAUGGUCCCCUCACUCUAAUGUAUCCCAAUUUUUGAGCCUAUGGUUGAGAAAACCUUUAGAUAAGGCUACUCGUAAUAGGUUACGAGCUGAAUGUCCGAGACCCAUUAUUCCACACAAAUUAUAUGUCACUCCUGACAUCGAUCCCACCCUAGUAAAAUUUUUAAAUAAAUCUGGGAAGAAUCCCAAGAAAGGGGUGGAUCGGUCAUUCCGUACCAUCCAAGAUCGUUUUUUAGAUCUAUUAGGCCCCUUAACUAAGAUCUUAAACUGAAGAGGCAAGUUCAUCAGGCAAUCCUGUGAACUUGGACACCCUUAAAGGGUGGGCUCAAAGAGCCCUUUGCAUAUAUGGAGGAAUAAAUUCCACUAUUUGUACGGAACGCAAAAGAUCUAUACUUUUAAAAUUAGAUCCUCAACUCAUUAACUUAGCCUCAUCUGAGCCUGACUCCCCUACGGAGGGCUUACUUUUCGGAGACACCUUCAUUAAGGAAAUAAAUAAGUAUGUCUCCCUAUUCUCGUCUCUGGACAAGGCACAGACUUCCCUCAAAAAAGUCUUCCAGCCCCGUGUUUUUCCCAAGGCUGGGAAAAGAAGGGGCAAUUUUCCCAGCCAACAUGUCCAAGACAGACGAUAUUCCCGUGCCCCUCCAAAACCAGACAGAUUUUCAAAUCCCACCACUUCCUACCAACCCAACCCCUUCUUCCCCACAAGAGGAAGACCCUGGAGAGCCAGAGGACACCGCGGCUACCCUAGAUCCAGACCCAAUGCAGGUAAGUCUACAAUUGAUACCUUCUUUCCCACUUCCAUUAGGAGGAAGGAUUACAUAUUUUUCCCCUUGUUUGGGCAAUGAUAACCACAGAUUCUUGGGUCCUGAACACCAUUCUAGGUUAUCAAAUAGAAUUCAUGUGUCCUCCACAUCAAACCCUGAAUCCUCAACCAAUUUACUUGUCAGAAGACAACAAAAAUCUCAUAGACAUGGAAAUCAAGGAACUAAGUUCCAAGAAUGCAAUUAUACAAAUACCUUCUCAUACUUCGGGUUUUCUGAGCAACCUGUUUUUAGUAAAAAAGAAAGAUGGCGGUUACAGGCCUGUAAUAAAUUUAAAAACCCUCAACAACUAUGUUUGUUAUCAUCACUUCAAGAUGGAGGGCAUACAUCUAUUGAGAGAUCUGCUCUUACCAGAGGAUUGGUUAGCAAAGAUAGAUCUCAAAGAUGCUUACCUGACGGUACCCAUGCAUCAUCUCUCUCAACCAUACCUCCAAUUUUUAUGGAAGGAUCAAAAGUGGCAGUUCACCAGCCUGCCCUUUGGCCUCUCUUCCGCCCCUUGGUGUUUCACCAAACUUCUCAGGCCGGUUGUAGCACUUCUAAGAGCCCGUGGUGUCCGUCUCAUUAUUUACUUGGACGACAUCCUUCUCAUGGCUCAAUCUCUAUCCCGGAUACACCUACACAUUCAAUGGACUUUGUCUCUAUUUUCCAAUCUAGGCUUUAUUAUCAACAUGGAGAAAUCAAUCCUUUCUCCCUCGAAGGAAUUAGAAUUCCUGGGAUUUCUUAUAAAUACCCAAUCGGCUCUCCUCAGUCUUCCCUCAAGAAGAUUGAAAACCAUUCGGAGAGAGAUUUAUUCCAUUCUGAACAAGGAGAUGGUUUCCCUUCGUUCAAUUGCCCGAGUGGUGGGCCUUCUUUCUGCCUCCAUUCAGGCAAUCUUCCCAGCUCCAUUACACUAUCGAGCCCUUCAACGUCUGAAGGCUCAGCAUCUUCGAGAAGGUCUUGGAUAUGAAGACGAGAUAGCAUUAACCCCAGAUACCAAAGAAGAGCUUCUUUGGUGGCUAAAACAUCUUCAGGAUUGGAACGGGAAGGCUAUUUUCAAUUCAGUCCCGGAUCUGAUCAUAGAAUCAGAUGCCAGUCUUACAGGUUGGGGAGCUCGAUGCGGCUCCUCGUCAACAGGAGGAAAGUGGUCUCCAGAAGAGACCAUGUUACACAUCAAUUGUCUCGAGUUAUUAGCUGGUUUCUUCGCCCUGAAGAGUUUUGCGAAGACCAGGUCAAAUUGUUGCAUCCUCUUACGGAUGGACAAUAUCUCCGCAGUUCAGUAUAUCAACAAACUGGGAGGUACCAAGUCUCUACCCCUGGCCAAUAUCGCAAAAGAUUUUUUGGCAUUAUUGUCUUCACAGAGACAUCACCAUCAAAGCAGAAUACUUACCUGGACUUUCCAACACCAUUGCGGACUGGAACUCUCGUUUCUUCAAAGAUUCCAGCGAUUGGCAAUUGAAUCCCAAAAUAUUCAACUGCAUCAACUCUCUUUGGGGUCCUUUAUAUCUGGAUCUCUUCGCAUCCCGUCUGAAUCGCCAGGUCCAUCGCUUUUACAGUGGGCGUCCGGAUCCAGAAGCGGAGGGUAUAGAUGCCCUUCUCCAACAUUGGCCCCCGGACAACCUCUACGCGUUUCCUCCUUUUAUUCUGAUUUCGAGAGUUCUUCUACUCAUCAAAUCUCUGAAAUCAACUGUGGUUCUGAUAACCCCUUGGUGGCCAACCCAAUCGUGGUUCCCCCAAAUUUUGGAAAUGAUUAUAGACUUCCCUCGUCUACUCCCAUCUCACCCGUUUCUACUUCAGGAUUCCUUAGGGAAUCCUCAUCCUCUCAUAACCUCCAACAGUCUUCAAUUGAUAGCUUGGUUUGUUUCGGGUCAACAGACUCGGAUUUCGGACUUUCUAAUACAUCUAGAGAGAUACUCUCGGACGCUUGGGCCCCAGGUACCAGAUCUGCUUACAGAUCAGCCUGGAAAGUUUGGUCUUAUUGGUGCAUGCAACGGGAUCUGGAUCCCGUUCAUGCAUCUCUAGAACACAUUAUAAAAUUUUUUGUCUUCAUCUUUCGAUCUUGGAAAAGCGUAUCGUACCAUUAACGUCUACAGAUCUGCCAUUUCUUUCUAUCAUUCUCCUAUUAAUUCUAUUUCGGUAGGCAGACAUCCCUUAGUCUGUAGAUUAAUGAAGGGUAUUAAAUUCAGACGUCCUUCUUUACCCAGGUAUCAUUCUACCUGGGAUGUUAAUUUACUCUUACAAUACAUUAUCUCUCUAGGGGAUAACGAGUCUCUCUCCCUUAAAUUGCUUUCUUUUAAACUCACUGCGUUAUUAUGUCUUAUAUCUUUAAAACGAGUCUCAGAUGUCAGAGCCCUUGACAUUUCUCAUAAACAAUACUUACCUAAUGGGGUUCGUUUUUCUAUAUAUAGACGGACUAAGACCACACUACAUUCGGUAUUCUAUCCUUUUCCUCAACAAAAAUAUCUUUGUGUGGUUUCUUGUCUUCAAAUCUAUGAACUACGAACUGCUUCCCUUCGCAACCCCUCUGAUUCUCAACUACUGAUUUCUUUCUGUAAACCUUACCGCCCUGUUUCUUCUCCCUCUUUAGCCAGAUGGAUGAAACAGAUUAUGCAAUUAGCGGGUAUUGACAUUUCCGUUUUUAGGGCUCAUUCUGCUAGAGGAGCCAUGUCUACUAAAUUACAACAAGCUGGAGUAUCUUUAUCAGAUAUCCUUAAAGCUGCUAAUUGGUCUUCUGAAUCAACUUUUAAGACGUUUUAUUUUAGACCAGAUCCUCAUGUUUCUACUGCAAUUCUCUGAUUAGUUAUUUAUAUGGAAUUGUAUUUGAAUUCAUUGUCUGUUAGCUUUAAACUUACAAAAUGGAGCCUCCAGUCUUGUAAUAAAAUUUGAAAUUUUCCUAGUCCUUAUGACGGAAAA